CGCUGAAGGAGGCGCGGUCGGGCCAGCGGCCGCCGUCGUUCAGGGGAGGGACUGCGGACCUGCAACGGGUGGACAGAGACCAGGACGAUUGCCAACUUCGAGACGGAGCUCGUGGUGAUGGUUGUCGCGUUCGUGGCCCACCGCAUGCUCUUCGGCACCCGCGUGCCUUGCCGGCCCAAGCAGUCGGCGGGCGAGGCCCUCAGCAAGGGCGCCGGCGCCGUCAAGCAGCCGCCAGCAACGCCGCGCCUCCCAAGGGCGCAGAGGCAGGCCCUGCGCGCCGCAGUCGCGAGCCUCGGACCUGGAGGCCGCCAUGACGCACCUGGGCGCCGUGUCGGCUGGGGCGGCGGAGGGCCCACUCGGGCCCUCCUCCUCCUCCUCCUCCUCCCCCUCCUCCUCCUCCUCCUCCUCCUCCUCCUCCUCCUCCUCCUCCUCCUCCUCCUCCUCCUCCUCCUCCUCCUCCUCCCCCUCCCCCUCCUCCUCCUCCUCCUCCUCGCACACGCUGGAGACGCUGCUGAAGCGGUUGCUGCGCCUCGCCCUGGAGCGGGCUCAGGCCCCGGGGGCGCUGCGUGAGCUCGGCCGGCGCGGGCUGCUCAAUGCCCGCCUAGUGGACGGCUUGAUCGCAGAUGCCGUCCAGAGUGGCGCUGCGGCGAUCGGGGCAGAGGUUAUAGGGCUCGCCAAGGCGACGGGGUUGGAGCCCACCAGCCACACGUAUUGCGCCUUGCUCAGGGGCCUUGGUGCCGAAGGGCGGCUCGAGGACGCCCAUCGCGUCUUCGAGCAGUGCUCGGCGAAGGGCACGUACGUCCUCAACGUGUUCCUGGACGUGUGCGUGACCUGCGGCGACAUGCCGGCUGCCGAGCGCGUCUAUGCGCAGGCGCAGGGCGAUCAGAUGGCCGACGCUUCCUCGCACAACACCAUCAUGAAGGGCUACCUGAAGAACGGUGAGUUUGCGCGCGCGCGUGCGGUGAUGGACUCGAUGAGGGCCCCGCACGUCAUCACUUUCAACGCGCUGAUCGACGCCACCCUGCGGAUCAACCGCGAGGACGCCUGGGCCCUGAUCGACGAGAUGCAAGCCCGCGGGGUGGAACCGAACCAGGUCACGUGCUCGAUACUGCUGAGGAGCAUCGAGGGCCCGUCUCGGGCCAGCGACCACGAGAUCGAGCGCAUCCUCGCGAUCCUGGGCCAAUCGAGCGAGAGUAUGGACGAGUUGCUGAUCGCGGCGGUGUGCGAGGCGUGCAUGCGCGCGAACCGCGCGGACCUCCUGAGGGCGCAGCUACAGAAAAUGGGCAGUCUGAGAGACGUCAAGAUGACCGGCUCACACGCCUUCAGCUGCGUCAUCCGCGCGCACGGCUUCGUGGGAGACCUGGAGGGCACCCGGGCCAGGUGGCGCGAGAUGCGCACGCGCGGCGCCAGGCCGACGUCCAUCACAGCAAGUGUCAUGGUGGAGGCGCUCGUCGCGAAUGCUGGGCCCGAGGCUGGACACGCCUUCAUCCGCGAGAUGCUGGGCGACACAGACUUGCGCGACUUGGUCAACGCAGUGAUCUACAAUUCCGUGCUGAAGGGCUGGGCCAAUCAGAAGUGCUUCAACGAGGUGUGGGCCGUUUACCAGGAGAUGCUCAAUGCCCAGAUCGUGUUUUCCGUCGUGACCUACAACACGAUCUUCGACGUGUGCGCCAAGUGCCGCGAGCUGGAUCGCAUCCCCAGUCUGCUGGCGGAGAUGUCCCACCAGCGUAUUGAGCCGAAUUUGAUCACUUACAGCACUAUCUUGAAGGCCUACGUACAGGGAAACCAGCUACAUAAUGCCUUCGAGCUGCUGAACAGGAUGAAGCUCACGAAGGACCUCCGACCUGACGAGGUUGCUUACAAUACAGUGCUAGACGGCUGUGCUCGCUACGCGUUGUUCGACAGCGGCAUGGCGCUGCUCCAGGACAUGGAGGAUGCGGGUGUGAAGCCCAGCAAUUUCACGCUCUCGCUGCUGGUAAAGCUGGCGAGCCGUAGCCGGAGACUGGACCAGGCUUUCGAACUCUGCGAGGAGGUAUCCCGCAAGCACCGCAUCCGCCCCAACAUCCAUGUCCUCAACAACCUGAUGCAGGCGUGCGCCAACCACAGGGACAACGAGCGCGCGCUCAAGGUCCUCCAGAGGGCCGCCCAGGAGCGCGUGUGCCCCGACGCGCGCACGUACUCCGUCCUCCUCGGCGGCUGCACCACCGCGGGCGACACCGCCCGCGUGGCGGACCUGCUCCGUGCCGCCCACGGCCUGCCCAGCAGCGUGGCGGCCGCCUCGGGCGCGGACGCUGCCGCACUCCAGGUCCGCGGGGGUCUGCCCUUCGAGCCCCUGGCGGAGGCCUUCGCGGCGCUCCGGGGCGGGGGGGAGGCCGCGGCCCUGGAGCUGCUGCGGGAGCUCCGCGGCCUGCCCGGCAGCAGGGUGGACCGGCAGGCCCUCGCCCGGCUGGCGACCAAGCUCGUCCGGUAGAGCGGCGCCGUCCCAGAGAGGCCCUCCUGCGCCCGAGGCCUCGGGGGGCGCGCUCCCAGCGCCCGUGGGCGAGCUGCGGCGUGCGUGGCGGUGGAGUGGCUGCUGGCCCGCCGUCGCUGCCGGGGCUGAUCUGUGUGUCCCGGGCGGCCCGUGGCCAGCGUGGUCGCUCUUGCUCGCCUUGCGGCCCGCGGCGCAGGAGCUGAUUUCUCUCUCUCUCUCUCUCUCUCUCUCUCUCUCUGGAUGCCCCUCCGUUCAGUCUGGGGUCGAUGUCCAGCGGUGAUCCGCUCGAUCGGAGGUGCCAUCGGGCUAUGCUUAGCUUCCUGGCGGAUGGAAUUCACACACGCCACCUCACCUUCGGGCGCAGGUCGGUCCAGGAUGCUGUAGAGCUUGACCAGGAGCAGAAACGCUCCGAGCACGUCUCUGUUGAACGAAGACAGCGACUCAGAGGAGCACUGCCGGACGAUCCCCUUGUCUUCAUCCAUAUCUGGUAGCUACUGUUCGUGUCGCGCUCGGUUUCUCCUCAGCGUUGACGUCCCCCUCGGCCAGCUCACUAUCCUCCUGGCCCCUCUCGUCGCCGCGCUCUCCGUGUGCCGCAAGUUGUUUUCCAGAGGCCGGAAUGGGGGCACGAGAGCAUCUGCGGCGAUCUCUGUUCGUGGUUCCAGAUUUGAGAGGUCCCUGGCGGUCCC
This is a messenger RNA of Prorocentrum cordatum, 3156 nucleotides long. The record is from the annotation of a GenBank genome assembly. Lineage: Eukaryota; Dinophyceae; Prorocentrales; Prorocentraceae.